Molecule: messenger RNA, 612 nt
Organism: Pocillopora meandrina
Lineage: Eukaryota; Metazoa; Cnidaria; Anthozoa; Scleractinia; Pocilloporidae
Source: the annotation of a GenBank genome assembly
AUGCCGGCAUUUUAUUAUCAAAGCAUUCAUUAUUUACCAAAUUAUCAAGCUGUCAUGCUAUCACUCAAUUUACCAAUUUCAUUAACCGGUACACCAGGACAUAUUUUUGUUAACCAAUAUACCAGGAUGUAGCCAAAAAGGUGGGAAACUUGGUCAAAAACAGUCUUUUCUGAAAAGGAAUUGUCAAAAAAGAUAUCAAAAUUCAAGGGAAUCCAAAAGCAGAAGAAAGUUCCUGUGGAUGUAGCAAGGAAUUCUGCUACAGAAAUCAAGUUUGUCAGUGAUGAUGUUUUGAGCGAACAAAUUCCACCUUCCGCUGCUUCGGCAUGAGUUAGAAAACUUGCUGUCAAAUGCACAGAAACUCUUUUCCAAUGAAAGUAUGGAUCUGAAAGGUGAAAUACCAGAAGGAUACCAGCAUGUGUUCAUGAAUAGUUUUCUUGUGUUGUUAUCACUCAUUUAUUCUUUAUUUUUAGUGUUGUAAAUCAUCUAGAACUUCGAGAAAUAAGCACAAGUCAAUUUGACCUUGGCAGCAGCUUAUAUGCUAUUUGUGAUGAUUGUGGUCUGUCGGAAUUUCUGGCCACUGGUGACCAUCAUUCCUCAGAUGAUGCCCCCUGA